Molecule: messenger RNA, 2454 nt
Organism: Closterium sp. Yama58-4
Lineage: Eukaryota; Viridiplantae; Streptophyta; Zygnematophyceae; Desmidiales; Closteriaceae
Source: the annotation of a GenBank genome assembly
AUGGAGAGGGUGCGGGUUGGGCGGAAGGAGAAGCGCGGGGAGGAGGGGAGGCGCGGGGGUCGCGCGGAGAGCGAGGAGCGGGAGGAGCGUGAUAAGGGUGAGGGGAGGAGGGAGAGAGAUCAGAUGAGGGCGAGGGAUGGCUUGGGGGAAGGUGAGCGCGAGCGAGAUGUGAUUAGGGUCAGGGACGGCGGGAGGGGCAGGGAGAGCGAGAGGGGACGAGGAAGGGAUGACGUGGAUGGGAGGCGAAGGGAGAGAGAGGAUGAUGGUGGCAGGGAUAGGCGAUGGGAUGGCGAGAUGGAGAGGGAGAGGGAGCGAGACGGCAGGAGGGGGAGGGGCAGGUCGGGCCGGCACAGGCGGGGAGGGUCCGAUUCGGAUGGGAGUGAGAGCAGCGGCGAGUGGGAGAGGGAGCGAGAGAGGGAGAGGGGGGGGCGGGGCGACGGGCGGGGGGCUCCCGUGCGCGCACCCAAUGCUGAUGCUGCCGCCACUCCUGCCCCCGCCGCUGCUGCCGCUGCUGGCGGAGCAGCAGGCCCAGGCGCAGGUCCGGCAGCAGGCAAGGCAGCAGCAGCGCGGGACACAGGGCGCACGGGAGGCGCGUACAUCCCGCCGUUCAAGCUGGCGCGCAUGCUGCAGGAGGUGAACGACCGCAGCAGCGCGGAGUACCAGCGCCUCACGUGGGACGCGCUGCGCAAGUCCAUCAACGGGCUGGUCAACAAAGUCAACGCCAGCAACAUCAAGAACAUCAUUCCGGAGCUGUUUGGGGAGAACCUGGUGCGGGGGAGAGGGUUGCUGUGCCGCGCGUGCAUCAAGUCCCAGAUGGCGAGUCCGACCUUCACGCACGUGUUUGCGGCGCUCGUGGCGGUGGUGAAUACCAAGUUCCCGGAGCUGGGCGAGCUGCUGCUGAAGAGGAUUAUACUGCAGUUCAGGCGGGCGUUUCGGCGCAACGACAAGCCGGUGCUGGUGGCGGCGUGUCGCUUCCUGGCGCACCUGGUCAACCAGCAGGUGGCUCACGAGAUUGUUGCUCUUGAGCUGCUCACACUGCUGCUGGAGACGCCUACGGAUGACAGUGUCGAGGUGGCAGUGAGCUUCGUGAAGGAGUGUGGCGCCAUGCUGCAAGACCUCUCGCCCCAGGGCCUCCACAGCAUAUUCGAGCGGUUUCGCGGCAUCCUGCACGAGGGGGAGAUCGACAAGCGCGUGCAGUUCACCAUCGAGGGGCUCUUUGCCAUCCGCAAGGCCAAGUUCGAGGGCUUCCCAGCAGUUCUCCCCGAGCUGGAUCUGGUGGAGGAGGAGGAUCAGAUCACACACGAGCUCUCACUGGAGGAGCCGUAUGACCCCGAGACUUUGCUGGACGUGUUCAAAUUUGACCCCGACUACCUUGCAAACGAGCAGCGCUACAAGGAGAUCAAAGCGGAGAUCCUGGGGGACGAGGAGGAGGAGGAGGACGAGAAGGGCGAAGGGGGGGGUGAUGAUGACGACGAUGAGGAGGAUGAGGAGAGCAGCGAGGAGGAGGAGGACGAGGAGGAGCAGGCGAAGCAGCAGGAGAUUCGCGACGAGACGGAGACGAACCUGGUGAAUCUGCGGCGCACCAUCUACCUGACCAUCAUGGCUUCGGUCAACUUUGAGGAGGCCGGGCACAAGCUGAUGAAAAUCAACCUGCAGCCGGGACAGGAGAUGGAGCUGUGUGAGAUGCUGCUCGCCUGCUGCUCCCAGGAGCGCACCUACCUGCGCUAUUAUGGGCUGCUGGGUCAGCGCUUCUGCAUGCUCAACCGUGCCUACCAGGAGUGCUUCGAGCAGUGCUUUGUGAAGCAGUACAGCAUGAUCCACCGCCUCGAGACCAACAAGCUGCGCAACGUCGCCAAGCUCUUUGCCCACUUCCUCGCCACCGACGCCAUGCCGUGGGCGCUGCUCUCCUACAUCCGACUGACUGAGGAGGACACCUCUUCCUCGUCCCGCAUUUUCAUUAAGAUCAUGUUCCAGGAGAUGUCGGAGCAGCUGGGGCUGCGCAAGAUGAACGAGAGGCUCAGCGACCCGACCAUGGGGGCGGCAUUCGACGGCAUUUUCCCCAAAGACACGCCCAAGAACACGCGCUUCGCUAUUAACUUCUUCACUUCUAUCGGUCUGGGAGGGCUGACAGACAACCUGAGGGAACACCUGAAGAACAUGCCAAAGCUUAUCAUGCAGCAACAGAAGCCUGUUCAGGUGCAAGGGCUGCUGGACCAGAACCGGCUGCUGAUACACGAGAUCAAGGCGAACCACGAGGCGAGGCUACCGGAUGGGCUCAUGCGCAACGUGACGCUCAUUAGAGAGCUCAACUCCAACGUCACCAAGGUAGUGGAUCUCUACGCUGACAUCUCCCGCACCUUCGUGCGCACCUUUGGCACCUCUGCAGCUGCCGGCGCCUCUCCUGGCGCUGCUGGGGGGGAUGUUGCUGCCGCUGGGGCUGCAAGUGACGGCUAG